AUGUGUUACGCGCCUCUUCAUCCAGCAAAACACUCCUGGGAAGUUCCAAGACAUAAUGUUACAAUCGAAAAAGUCAUUGGCAAUGGUUCUUUUGGACAGGUUGCCAAGGGAACGGCAGUAGGACUUCAAGGGAGACCUGAUACGACUACAGUGGCCAUUAAGAUGCUUAAAACUGACGCUGCUGAAUCGGACAAGAGAGAUUUGAUGAAAGAACUUGAAACGAUGAAGAAGCUCAAAAAACAUCCUCACGUCAUCAAACUUCUGGGAUGUGUUACAGAAUCUGAGGAACCUCUGGUACUGAUUGAAUAUGUUCCUUUUGGAGAUCUGCUUGGUUACCUAAGAAAGAGCCGUGGAUUAAAUGACACUUACUACAAAGACCCGGAUAUUAAACCACAAACGAAUCUGACGUCACAACAGUUGAUGAAGUUUUCCUGGCAAAUCGCCGAUGGCAUGAGUUACCUGUCCUCAAAAUCUAUCAUCCACCGAGAUCUUGCAGCCCGUAAUGUGUUAGUUGGAGAAAACGGAACAUGUAAGGUAACAGACUUUGGAAUGGCCAGAGAUGUGCAACAGGAAAAUAUUUAUGAACGAAAAACAAAGGUAAUACAAAAAUGGGGAGUACUCAGUUAUAUAACAUUCAGCAUAAUCACCUUACGCAAUAACUCUCGUGGCAGAGGUGACAUUUUCAUGGUUUCGAUCAUGGAAUCUCUGGAUUGGACCUGA
Molecule: messenger RNA, 720 nt
Organism: Pocillopora damicornis (cauliflower coral)
Lineage: Eukaryota; Metazoa; Cnidaria; Anthozoa; Scleractinia; Pocilloporidae
Biological process (GO): protein phosphorylation
Cellular component (GO): membrane
Molecular function (GO): ATP binding; protein tyrosine kinase activity
Source: RefSeq, a predicted model, not a curated record